AUGGAAGAGACUGGCCCGUCGAGACCGCUUUCGCGGGAUCAGAUGCAGACGCUCAGGAUGAGAGUCGUCGAGGAAUCUCCCAGAUUGUACAGGGACAAUCUGCUCUCGGAUCCCGUUUCGCAGGUGGUGCAGCAACAGAAGCUCCACCAACAACAACAACAACAGAAGCAGACUGUGAGGAAGAUGGAUGCACCCGCUGAGACUGUUGGUGCUGCAGGUUUCCGGUCUGCUAACCUCGGGAGCUUUGAAAACCCUGUUCUGGACAAAGUGAUCAGUAGGACAAUCAACAAAGAAUCAGAGUUCCAAGUAGUGGUCACCAACGUGCUCAUAUUCUUUCUGUGGAACCUGCUUUACAAAUCAACCCAGUUGCUUCUAGAACACUCGGCGUACGGACGCAAGUUAUCCAAACAGUGCAUGCAAACGCUAUGGUCUCUCCAAAGGGCACACCCACGGUGGGGGCCCCUGUGGCAACUAUUCCAAGAUGCAUCCGUCGUCAAGGCAGACUACUUGAACCACUUGGUUGGGAUCGUACUAGGGUUCAACAUCGUCACGGCUUUGUUCAAACUGAGGUCCAGAAUUAACACGCGCGAUUUGGAACUGACACAGAGGCAGAGAGAGUUGCUAGGGUUGGAUCCGAGGAACCACCCACAGGGGGACACAAAAGGUGGUCAUAUCACUAAACCACACGUCGUUAUUUCCUCAUCAAAUACAGACCGUUCCGCGCAGAACUCUAGACUAUCGCGGGACAGUCAAAGUAGCGCAGGUAGUACGGGGAGUGCACAACAGUCCCCACCACCCACACCGUUCCUCUUCAAAUCGUUACAAACGCCGUUGAAGUCGAAACAAACGGACGCGAAGCAGCAACAGACGCCUCACCUCCCGCACACCAAAGUAAGCGCCUUUGGGAAUAACCCGUUGACCACUGACAGGAAACAACAAGUCCGCUUCCCCUUCCAGGAAACGGGGCAAGGGACAGGGGUAGCCAGCUCAACUGCAUCCAUGGCGGAUCAUCUCCCCAAGACACCAAAUUUAACGGCAAACAAAGGUUACAUCCCUAGCAGCAAGUACAGUUACAUGAUGAACUCUCCAAGCCCAAUGAAGAGCUUGUAG
Messenger RNA from Huiozyma naganishii CBS 8797, 1110 nucleotides. It is a transcript of the gene POM34, whose product is annotated as Pom34p. The coding region runs from base 1 to 1110 and encodes 369 amino acids. Gene Ontology annotation, biological process: protein import into nucleus; spindle pole body duplication. NCBI's taxonomy places the organism in Eukaryota, Fungi, Ascomycota, Saccharomycetes, Saccharomycetales, Saccharomycetaceae. Gene Ontology annotation, cellular component: nuclear pore transmembrane ring; nuclear outer membrane. The transcript has a single exon. The record is from RefSeq and is a predicted model, not a curated record.